Glycine soja is the source of this 4115-nucleotide messenger RNA. RefSeq lists its product as uncharacterized. Bases 292 to 3405 code for a protein of 1037 amino acids. The transcript is spliced from 19 exons. Lineage: Eukaryota; Viridiplantae; Streptophyta; Magnoliopsida; Fabales; Fabaceae. The record is from RefSeq and is a predicted model, not a curated record.
UCCCAUGAUUGGGAAAAAAGAAAACCAAAACACACGCAGAAAGAGAGAGAGAGAGAGGAUCUAUCCAUCCACCUUACCUUAGAGCCGGAGAGCCUUCUAUUCCGCGGUGCCCUCGGAAUAACAGUUUCAUUCUCAUUCCCAUCUCUCUCUCUCUCUGAUUGGAUCCUCCAAUCCUCUCUCUUCUUCUUCUUUCUCUCCAUUUCCAAUUUCAUGUGUUAUCUCUUCAAUUACAUUCUUAUUAUUAUUAAGUAAUAGUUUGUUUGGAAUUGAAAGAAGAAGAAGAAGAGGAAGAUGAGCGUGAUUUCACGAAACAUAUGGCCGGUUUGCGGAAGCCUCUGCUGUUUCUGCCCUGCGUUGCGAGAGCGAUCCAGACAUCCAAUUAAGCGUUACAAGAAAUUGCUCGCCGAUAUUUUCCCUCGCACACCGGAUGAAGAACCAAAUGAGCGUAUGAUCAGUAAGUUAUGCGAAUAUGCCUCCAAGAAUCCUCUCCGCGUCCCUAAGAUAACGAGCUAUCUGGAGCAAAGGUGUUACAGGGAGUUGAGAACUGAAAACUACCAAUCUGUCAAAGUUGUUAUCUGUAUUUAUAGGAAGUUGUUGAUUUCUUGUAAAGACCAAAUGCCUUUGUUUGCAAGUAGCUUGCUUAGCAUCAUACAGAUUCUUCUUGAUCAACCACGGCAGGACGAAGUGCAGAUUUUAGGUUGCCAAACUCUGUUUGACUUUGUGAACAAUCAGAGGGAUGGUACUUAUAUGUUCAAUUUAGAUGGGUUCAUUUUAAAACUUUGCAAUCUAGCUCAAGAAAUGGGAGAUGAUGCCAAAGUACAACUUUUGCGGGCUGCUGGCCUUCAAGUCCUUUCAUCCAUGGUUUGGUUCAUGGGUGAAUUCACUCAUAUCUCAGCUGAAUUCGACAAUGUUGUUUCAGUUGUUUUGGAAAACUAUGGGGAUGUCAAACAAGAUUCUCAAAAUGAGAAUGCAAUGAGGCUUUAUUCUUGGAGAGUGGUAGUGAAUGACAGAGGAGAAGUUAACGUGCCUGUGGAUAAUGCCACGAACCCUGGAUUUUGGUCACGGGUUUGCAUACAAAAUAUGGCAAAGUUAGCCAAGGAGGGAACAACAGUACGACGUGUUCUGGAAUCCUUGUUCCGCUAUUUUGAUAAUACCAAUCUCUGGUCUCCAGAACAUGGCCUUGCUCUUUCUGUUCUGCUUAACAUGCAGUCUAUAAUCGAAAAUUCUGGACAUAAUACACAUUUGUUACUAUCCAUUUUAGUCAAGCACCUUGAUCACAAGAAUGUCUUAAAGAAUCCUAAAAUGCAGCUUGACAUUGUUGGUGUUAUUACCCAUCUUGCUCAACAAACAAGGUCUCAACAAUCUGUGGCUAUAAUUGGUGCAUUGAGUGAUAUGAUGAGGCACCUGCGAAAAAGCAUACACUGCUCUCUUGAUGAUUCAAAUUUAGGGUCUGAAAUAAUACAAUGGAACCAAAAAUACCAAAUAGAAGUAGAUGAAUGCCUUGUACAAUUAACAAUUAAGAUUGCAGAUGCAGGUCCUGUUAUUGAUACCAUGGCUGUGUUGUUGGAAAACAUGUCUAAUAUUACUGUUAUGGCCAGAACCUUGAUUGCUGCAGUCUAUAGAACUGCUCAAAUAGUUGCUUCAAUACCAAAUUUGUCAUAUCAGAACAAGGCAUUCCCUGAGGCAUUAUUUCAUCAGUUACUCCUGGCAAUGGUCCAUGCAGACCAUGAAACCAGGGUGGGUGCACACCGCAUAUUUUCUGUUGUUCUUGUGCCAUCUUCAGUUUGUCCACAACCUUCCUCUUCAGGAACCCCCAUGACAAAGGCAGCUGGUAUUCAAAGAAUGCUCUCACGAAAUGUCUCUGUGUUUUCUUCUUCAUCUGCACUCUUUGAGAAAUUGGAGAGAAAGCAAAAUUCCUUGUCAGAAGAUAGUCAUACAGAUGGAAAUGUUAAUGAUAACUCCAUUUUGAACAGAUUGAAGUCAACUUAUAGUCGUACUACUAGUACAAGAAAAUCUGCUAUGAUCAGUGCUGAAUAUACGGAUAACAAGAACUCAAAGGUUCAUAAUUCUUCUAUGAUGAAUAGAUUGAAGUCUAGUUACAGCCGUGCUACUAGUGCAAAGAAGCCACAAAUACCCACAACCGUGGAAGAAAAUACUACAAAUACUUCAAAUAAACAACAGGUAUUACCCAUUAGGCUGAGUAGUCAUCAGAUUAACCUUUUGCUAUCAUCAAUCUGGGCCCAGUCUAUCUAUCCUCUAAACACAUCUGAAAAUUUUGAAGCAAUUGCUCAUACCUACAGCCUUGUCUUGCUAGUUGCUCGGAGUAAGAAUUCCUCUCACGAAGCUCUAACUCAAAGUUUUCAGUUGGCUUUUUCCUUAAGGAGCAUUUCUCUCAAUGAAAAUGUAAAACUGCAACCAUCACGCCGCAGAUCUCUCUUUACACUGGCAACAUCCAUGAUUAUCUUCGCAUCCAAGGCCUACAACAUCCUCUCUCUAAUUUCUAUUGCUAAAACGACAUUGACAGAUAGAACAGUUGAUCCAUUCCUGCAACUGGUUAAUGAUAGCAAGUUACAAGCGGUUAUUGAUACAGAUAGGCAGCCAAGUAAAGUUUAUGGAUCAAAAGAGGAUGAUGAAGAUGCUUUAAAGGCACUUUCAGCAAUAAGGUUAACUGAGAACCAGUCUAAAGAAUCAUUUGCUACCAUGAUAGUGCAGAGUCUGGGAAAAUCAUCUAAUGAAUCAUCCAUCUUAAGGGAACAGCUUCUGAAUGAUUUUUCACCUGAUGAUGCCUGUCCUUUGGGAGCCCAGUUAUCUGCUGAGACAACAGGAAAUAUGUACCAGUCUGGACUAAAAGAAGAUAAACUUCCUGAUAUGGUUGAUAUCUCAUUAUUUACUAUUGACGAUGACAUUCCACCUUGUGGUUUGGAGAGCCAAGCUAAUUCUGAUCCACAGCAACAGCCUUCACAAAAUCUAAGCCUGCUGAGUGUUGAUGACAUUUUGGGUUCAGUUUCGGAGACAACACAUCAAGUAGGACGGAUUUCUAUUUCAACACCGUUUGACAUGCCUUACAAGGAAAUGGCUCUCCAUUGUGAGGCCCUCCUCAUGGGAAAGCAGCAGAAGAUGUCCACUUUCAUGGGUACCCAUCCAAUGCAGGGAUAUUUUUCAUUUAGGAUUCCUGCUCCUGAAUACAACCAGCAAAAGGACGAGUCCUCAAAUUCCAGUGUUCAACAGACUUUACCUUCGAGUGGAAAUCCGUUUUUGGAUUCAAACUUCGACUCGAAUUCAUACCACACAUUACCUGACACUUCUCCAAGGCUUUGUGCAACAGCAUACCAGCAUCAGGCUGCCUUCUUUCAACUGCCAGCAUCACGCCCGUAUGAUAAUUUCUUGAAAGCAGCCGGAUGUUGAUUCAUGGUAGAAAAGAUGGUGAUUCUCAUAGUUGAGUUUCUUGAUAAAACUCUCCUUACAUUAGUUGAUAUAGAAGAUGCUCGGAAAAGUUGCACUAGCUGCUUUCUUGACCAUGAUUUCACAACAAUAUUUAUGGUUGGAUCAGUGUGUUUUUUAGGGGCAACAAUUAUCGAUCAGCCUUGUUCACUGAAUUAUAUUUCUUCAUUGAUUUGCUUCCAGCAAGGAGGCGUAUCUUUUAUUGGCGUCCUUGCAAAAUUUUAGAGCUGUUUUUAUGUGCAUAGGUCAUGCAAAGGUGUACGUCACAUUUUUUCAUUUUUCUUUUUUUCUUUCCUUCCUUCACCUUUUUUAAUUUCCGAUUCCAUUAUUGGGGUGUGAGAAUUUUGUAAAGACAAUUCUUUUAGGCGGGAGAUUCCAAUCUGCAAAUCGAUCAAAUCAAACCACAGGGAAGGAUUGCUAUGAACUUGAACUUGAUCAUUUCAUGAAUCAGAAUUAGUUUUGCUCCUGAAAGGAAGUGUUGACAGGAUGUCAUGGUUUAGUGUUAGAGCAUGCAGAACUAGCAUACACAAACGGGAUGGUACAAUUCAUUAAAAUAUUGAAAUUCAGCACUAGGGAUCCAUGUUGUUGGGAACUUGAAUCAUAGUGAGUCAUACAUACUACUCAUGUAAAAGAAAGGCAAAGCAUUUUCUUCUGUUUAUAGCUAUCUUUAAAAA